UAUCAAUCCAGUUUAUGCAGUGAAUAUAGCUUCAAAAUGGAUAACUUUACACUACCAGAGAAUAUUUCCAUAUCGUACAGCAACUUUUCCUCCGGACAACUACAUUAUAUUAAAGUAGUGACGGUGUUGAUGUAUUCGCUGGUUAUAUUUGUAGCAGUUGGUGGCAACCUAGCCGUUUGCUAUAUAAUUCUGUCAAGUCGCAAGAUGAGAACAGUUACAAACUUCUUUUUGUUGAAUUUAGCCUUUAGUGACUUUGUCAAAGCUGUUAUAUGUUGCCCGUUUACGUUUGUGUCCAACUUUAUUCUCAUGUACUGGCCUUUCGGAACCAUCAUGUGUCCGCUCGUUACAUACAUGCAGAUCGUCGUUGUGCUGCUGUGUGCGUUUACUUUGGUGGCAAUGAGUCUGGAUAAGUAUGUGGCUAUUGUGUAUCCAUUAAAGCCCAAGCUGUCGCGAAGACACGCCAAGUACAUCAUUAUUGUGACUUGGAUUCUAGCAUUCAUUCUGCCAGUUCCCACCGCUGUUACCUCAACCAUAUCCUAUUCCAACAUAACAGAUCACCCAUCGGCCAUGGGACAAUGUUUAGAGCAAUGGAAUCACCCAGCCCAAAAAUACAUCUACAGUAUUGUAGUGAUGCUGCUGCAGUAUUUUGUGCCCCUGCUUGUUCUACUGGUUACAAAUGCACGAAUAGGUUAUAUAGUGUGGAUUAAGAAAACCCCCGGUGAGGCUGUAGAAGGAAGAGAUCAGCGCAUGGCGGCUUCUAAACGGAGGUUGGUCAAGAUGAUUAUAAUAGUGGUGACUAUUUAUGCUGUAUGCUGGCUCCCUCUACAUGUUUUGACGCUCAUUGGAGAUCAAAAUCCGCACAUUUUUGAUGCUCCAUAUAUGAUGUAUGUGUGGAUGAGUGCACAUUGGCUUGCCAUGAGUCACUCGUGUUAUAACCCAUUAGUGUACUUUUGGAUUAACCCGAAUUUCAGAGAAGGUAUAAAACGAAUAUUUUACUUAUGUACAAGCUCAAGGAACAACUCUUAUAAAAUGUCUAACUACAGCGAAUAUAAUAGUCAUCAUAGUUCUGCCAAAAAAACGAACAGCUCCAAUCUCAAUUUAAGAUACUCAUUAUAAAUGGCAUAUUGAACUCCUAAACCCACAAACCGAUGGUUUCCUGUUCACAGUUGUUGCUCUUUAUUAUUUAAAGUGAAUGAAUGUUGUUGUGCUUAUUAGAAUAGUUUAAAGAUACAUUAUGGGAGAUUAGAUAAAGAGCUGGUAGUUCGCACUAUAAUAGUUAAAAACUAGAUAAUGUAAACGGAAUUUACGGAAAAUGUCAGUCAAAAUGAUCCACCCUGAACCAAGUAUUUAGAGAUUGAAUUUUGGGCCAAGCCUCGAUCAUCAUUACUAAAGUCGGUACGAUAAAAAAACAUAGUCCCGAUUAUCCAUUGUUUGAAUUAAUCAGAAGCAGCAGACCGGAUUCUAAUCCAUUAAAUAUCGCAGGCUAGCGAUAACAUCGAGAGUGGAUUAUGAUCUGGUUAAGUAAAUUAAUGUCUAAUUAAUAAUUUAGAUAACAUUUCAGGCCUAAAGAAAGACAUGCAAUAGGCAGAUUUAGCUCUUGCAUAAUGUAUGUUUAAAUGGUAUUCUAUUUUAUGCUGUGUGUUUUAGAGGUGUGCACAUCGAUUGGACAUUCAAAUUCUGUCUUAUAGGUUAAGAUGCAAUUCUUUAAUUACUUUUAAUGAUCCGUUCGAUGCAGCAAAGAGGGGCGAGCUGGGCCUGAAACCCCAUUUUAUAUCCAUUUUAAUGGUGGCCCAACAUGAUGUGAUUAUUAUUCACUGUUCGAUUAUAAUAAAUAAGUGACAGAUUGUUCAUUUGGGGUGGGAGAGCUACGAAUUACCUAUUUGAUUUAGGUCAAAGAGAAAAUUUUCUAUUUCAUUGGAUUUUAUAUGCUGAUUUGUUUUGUGGGAUUACAAUGUGUUGAAAUAUUUCUUGAGUGUUGAGAUGUAAUCGAGUAUGUGUACAAGUGUCGGUACAGUAAGCCAAGAACUUACUUUAAGUUAAAAAUGCAUUAUGUAAGAUCUAAAUCUGCCAAUUGCAGGUAUUUUUUCAAGCUUCAAAUGGUAUAUUAAUUAAUAUUUAGACAUGCAUUCACAUGACAAGCCCAUAAUCAACUUUCCAGACCGUUGAAUGACUGAGAUAAUGAGUGGACUAGACAUUGCCUGCUACGUCUUAGUUAAAUGGGAAAUCGAAACUUUGUAUAUUAUCGUAGAAAUGGUACUUGACAAUUGAGACUAUUCACGCUAUUUCUUGUCAAAACUUCAUAACUGAGAGCAAAGUAAUGUGAAUGAAAUUUUCAUUAUCUAUUUUUACACUAGCAAGAACGGUCAACUCUUUAUCUAAAUACAAAAUGCAUCUUUUAAUCCUUAUAGAAAACAAUAAUUGUAUAGAGCCUCUUUCAUCACGAAUCCAUUUAACACAUCCCAUGAAUCCAAUUGACUAUUGUACUUUAUUUUAACCUAAACCAAAAAGUAUGAAUUACAAUUUUAUGGUAUUUUGUAAUGAAUUUGUGCUCAAUUUCACAAAUAACCCGAGGUUUCAGUUCAGCUUCGCUUUACGUAUGUUCUGCCUUUAGUGUAGUAAAUUACAAUAGGUGUUACGUCAUUACAAUAAGUGUUACGUCAUUGUAAAAUCGACAACCUAU
Messenger RNA from Patella vulgata (common limpet), 2680 nucleotides. RefSeq names its product RYamide receptor. The transcript has 2 exons. The record is from RefSeq and is a predicted model, not a curated record. Gene Ontology annotation, cellular component: membrane. Gene Ontology annotation, biological process: G protein-coupled receptor signaling pathway. NCBI's taxonomy places the organism in Eukaryota, Metazoa, Mollusca, Gastropoda, Patellidae. Gene Ontology annotation, molecular function: neuropeptide receptor activity. The coding region runs from base 37 to 1116 and encodes 359 amino acids.